GGCGGGGGCGGCGUUGCCAUGGGACGCGCGAUGGGGGUUAUCUUGAAGCAUCGUAGCUGUGACUAGCUGGUUGCUGCAGGAUGCCACACAAGGUCAGGUUCAUAGUUGUUAGUUCAUCAGGACAUGAAGAUGGCUUCAGUGCAAAGGAGCUGAUGGAUCAUGCACCGACGGUGAACGGAUGGCGAUCACCCAGGCUCUGUCAGUACCCACAGGAAAUUGUUCUGCAGUUGGUGGAGAGGUGUCGAAUACGAAAGCUGCAGCUGCUUGCUCACCAGUACAUGAUUUCGAGCAAAAUUGAGUUCUACAUCAGUGAAAGCUUGCCUGAAUGCUCUGCUCCUUACCAGUCAGAGAGGUUUCACAGGCUGGGUUAUGUGCUUCUCUCAGACAAUGAAAAGACUGAUUUCAAAGCACGAGAGUUAAAAUCUGUGUAUAUGGAUGCAGUUGGCCAGUACCUGAAGCUGAUUUUCCAUAAAAAUUAUGACAAUAAAUACAACCUUUAUGGUCAGGUUGCCCUGGUCGCUGUCAACAUCAUUGGGGAUCCAGCAGACUACAGUAGUGACAUCAAUAAUACUCCAUCCAGAGAGAAGCUGGUCGACCACUACUUAGGAAUUAAAUCAGACGAUCCAGCCUUAGAUGGAACUCACCUUGGGAAACCUGAUGCCAUUUCCCCUCUGGAUGAUUUGGCUUUUGACAUGUACCAGGACCCAGAGGUUGCUCAGAUCAUACGCAGGCUGGACGAGAAGAAGCGCGAAGCUGUGCGCCGAGAGCACUACGACCACGCCAAGAAGCUCAAGCAAGCUAUUGCAGACCUGCAAAAGGUAGGGGAACGACUGGGGCAGUACGAGGUGGAGAAGCGCUGUGCUGUGGAGAAGGAGGAUUAUGACCUUGCUAAGCAGAAGAAGGAGCAGAUGGAGACGUACCGGCUGAGGGUGUACCAGCAGCUGGAGCUCCACGACCUGCUGGGCGGAGAGCUGGUGAUCCGAAAGCCCCUGGAGCUGCCCUUGCAGUCUGUGUCCCACACUGGCAGCCCCCAGCACACACGAGGCUCAAACCCACCUUCCUGUGAGCACCGGGGAGAACCACAGGGAGCAGAGCCUUUGCUGCCAGAGAAGCCAGCAGCACAUCCUGCUUCUCCUGAGCCCCCUGUUCCCCAUCAGACCCUUCCUCCUUCUGGGGCUCAUCCCACAACCUCUGGGGUGGUGUUUUCCAAAGAAAAUGUUGAACAUUUACCUUUUGAUGAGAGGCCACUUCCAACUCUCUGCAAACAGUCUCAUGAAGCAGUUGCCCACCUCGAGCCACAGGUGACCCAAGAGGACAUGAGUGAUACCCCACAAAGUGGCAAUCCUGGGGAACCAGAGCCAUUGACUGAGAAGGCACUGAGGGAGGCCAGCCCUGCUAUUGACGUUUUUGGAGAAACUUUGGUUUCAGGAGCAUAUUCCAAAACUUGGUCAUAUCGAGAAGAUGCAUUACUGGCUGUUUACAAGAAGCUGAUGGAAAUGUCAGCAAACACCCCAAAGGAUGUUUCCAAGACCACACUGAGAGCUGCCAUUUUCCUGGUGCAGAGAGCCAUCAAAGACACAGUGUCCUCAGUUUUUCAAGCUUCCCUGAAACUUUUAAAAAUGAUCCUCACCCAAUAUAUUCCAAAGUAUGAACUGGGCAAAGGAGAAACUUCUCAUUGUGUAGAAAAAACGCUUCCGAAUUUACUUUCCAGAACAGGAGACUCUUCAUCCCGUCUUCGCCUUGUGGCUUCUAACUUUAUUCAGGAAAUGGCACUGUGCAGUGAAGUUAAACCUCUUCAGAUCAUUCCAGUUCAUUUGGUUCAACCACUAAAACCAAACUCCCCAACCCACCUGGCAAUGAGCCAGGUGGAAUUAGUGGAACGACUCCUGAAAGUCAUGGGAACUGGAAACUCGGGGUUCACCAUCAGCAACGUUGCAAAGUUUGCAAUGGGAGCUUUGGGACACAGAGCUCCUGAAGUCCGUGAUGUGGCCUUGCAGAUUCUCUUUGAGCUGUACAGGAAGCACAGGGCUAACCUGCUGCAGUAUCUUCCUCCAGAUGAUGCCAGCAUCCGCAGGACUGUGAUCUACAAAACACUCUUUGAUGGGUUUGCUAAAAUAGAUGGUAAAUCUCCUGAUGCUGGAACUGGGGCACAGAGAAAGGCAGCAACAGAAGAAGCAGGGAAAAAGAAGAAGGAAGAAAUAAAAGUUCUGCAACAUCAUCUGGCAGCUCUAAAGGAGAUAGAAGCAGAAGCUCAAGUUGGAAAGGAGAAAGAAUCUGAUUUUCAGAAGCCAAAGAAUCAAGGUUACCGGGCAAACGAAAGCCCACAGCCCACAGCAGCAGAGGUUCCAGAGGAUCCUUACACUGUUGAAAAUUACUUGGAUAACUUGUGUAUUUUUUGUGGUGAAAGGGAUGAAUCCUUCACAGGGGAAGGACUGGAUCGCCACUACUGGAAACACUGCCCUAUGCUAACCAGAUGUGAGCACUGCAAGCAGAUGGUGGAAAUAGCAAGCCUGACAGAGCACUUGUUGAUGGACUGUGAUAAAAAGGACAGCUUUGGGAAAUGCCAGCGGUGCAGGGAGGCCCUUCCAAAGGAUGAGUUGCCUAAACACAUUAAGAGCAAGGCUUGCAAUUCUGCUAAACCAGAAGAUGUGGCAAACCAUUGCCCGUUGUGCCAUGACAACUUUUCCCCAGGCGAGGAGGCCUGGAAGGCUCACCUAAUGGGCAACAAUGGCUGUAAAAUGAAUCAACGGAGGGUAUCCCUGCUAAAUAAAACUCUUCUGUUGCAGCCUGGCAAAAUAGGUGGCCAGUAUGUGAAGAAACCAAGUCCUUCAGUACCAAAAGCCCGAUCUCCCCCUAUAGGAAGCAAGACCCCUGCCCCAAGAGGGGGACCAAAUAAAAGCACUGGCAAAACAUACUCAAAGCGAUGACAGGACAAGUACUUUUUCCUUUGUCUCGAUAACUGAGCAUAUAGUUGUUCCUAGUUAUUUAAAAAUUGUGGGCAACUCGUGUCAUCUUAGCUUGGCUAGGUGCUCAUCAGCAUUGAGCAGUGCUUGCCUGGUCUGGCAGCUGGUGUGUGGCUGUGUGUGCAGCGCGGGGUCUGCACGACAUCCCUGCAUCUGCAGAGGGCGCAUCAUCGUCAGACUUGAGGAAACAACGCUGGAAACAGGGACGUGCCACGAGCAGAACAGGCUUGUUGCAUCACACGGGUCCCUUUGGUGUGGUGAUGGUGUUAAUAUCUUGGUGAGAGUGUUGUUCACCUGCUGCAGGGUGCAGCUGGCAGGGGAAAGAAGUGCACGUGGAGAAGGAAAUACUUGUCAGACUGUGCAAGACCUGUAUCUCGGUUAUCCAAAAGACCUGUGUGAUCCUGUACAGAUAAACUCUUGAACCAGUUAAUGUGUGAACAUUCGAGACAGGAAAAGGCUUCCUCGUGUGUAUGCUGAAAAAAAAAGGAAAAAAGAGAAAUUGCAAUAUAGUCAAGGAAAGCUGUGGGGCUGGUUUUUCCACUGCAAAUCCUAGAGUUGGGGCAUGUUCACAAGUAGGGCUGGGAGCUGGGAAGCUGUGUCAGGUGUCAGAGAUUCAUGUCCUUCCUUGGCAGUUUGUUUAGCCACUGUGCCAGGACCUGCUGCAUUUUGAUAGUAAGAUUAUUGGUGUGUUUACAACAGCUGCCUUUUUCUUCUGUGUAUUUCUCAUUAUAAACCUUGUCAGCUAAAAUGGAGCAAAUUUAUAGCCAUUGCAGAAGCUUACAAGUCUGUUUUUUUCUUUUGUGCUAGGCUCUAAAACUCUUGGUUCCCUCACUGGAAAUGGGAACUGUGCUUUUUUCUGAAGCUGACUGGUAUCCCUGAACACCCAAACCAGCUGAAAGCUCUGGUUGGCCCUGCAAGGAAAGGAAUUGGAUCAGGGCCGUUAUAAAAUGUUUCCACUCAUUUUUUAAAAUGCUUAGAAACAUUAUUUUGACAGAUAACUUUGCUUUUCUUUCUAACCCCAGUGUCUAAUUCCGAGUUCCAGCACAUCAAUGAUGUUGAGUGAAGUCAUGUCUCUCCCUGGGACCCCCUGGGGCUCUGGGAGUCACUCACACCCUGCGUGGUGGAAGUGGUUUUGCUGCAGAAGCCUGGCCUGGACGUGUAUUUCAGAUUUAGCAUUUUGAAGGCAGGAGAGCAGUACCCACAGCACUGCUCCACACCAAGCAUUAGCACAAAAGAGCAGAGCAGAAGGGCUGUAGGUUGUGUUGCCACGUGCUGCUCUGCAGGGCACGGCUGCUCCACCGCCUCUCGCUGUGCACCAAGUGCCUCCUCAGCCCCUGGGCAGGAGGGCUGAGCUGAGCUGGGCUGGGCUGGGCUGAACUGAGCUGGGCUGGGCUGAACUGAGCUGGCCUGAGGCACCAGGAGCCUGUCUGGACGUAAUACAGAGUGUACAAAUAUGGAUGGAGCAACAUGGAAGCUGUGCUUUAAAACCCGACCAUUAAGCCUGCAAUGUGUCCCAAGAAAGGGCCCCUUAAAGGAAAGGAAAAAAAAAUAAAUGUAGUGGGGCCCUGAAAAGCUUGAAUUAAAAAAUUUGGACCUUUUUUUCCUGCUUUAGUGUACUUUGGAUCAGCUCUCUUCCAAACCCAGCUCUAACACAGAGCUUCUUGAGUUAGAUCAGGAUUAAAAUAAACAUCCAUAGACAGCAGGUGACCAUUUAGUAGCUUCAAGGAGAAGAAAUUCCAUUAAUGCACAAAACUUUGUGCCUCAAGCAGCAAUGCUUGUGUUUCUGUUUACAACCUUUGGGCAACUGCUUUCCAGGAUAGAAUUAAUCACUUCCAUGUCCACCACUGGUACAAGAAUGAGUGAUCAUGGUGAUACAAGAAGCAGUUUUGGGGGUUGUUUGUUUCUUUUCCUGCUGCAAUGGAGUGAAUUUGUGGUAUUGUUUUGUAUAUACAGCACUGGUUUUGUAAUACAGAGUUUUUAUAGUUUGUGUGCAGCCUGUCCACCAGCUUGUGCAUUUUGCAGGUAGAUUGGUGUGCUUGUAUUCUGACAGACUUUAUGUAAAUUGUUUCUUCAACUCCUUCCAAAUAUAUGUAUAUUGAUAAAUACACAUACAGACUCACAGAAUGGUUUGGGUUGGAAGGGACCUAAAGAUCUUCUACUUCCAACCCCUUGCAUGGACAGGGACACCUCCUACCAGACCAAGUUGCUCAAAUGUUAGGAAAAUAUCUGUAUUAACAAAUCUAGAUGUAUUUUUAUUUCUACUUUAGUGACACAGGUUCCUAUUUGAGAACCUGAUUCCUUAUGUAAGCAAAAUAACCAUUGAAUUUGCUCAGAUUAGCAGGGUCCUGAGCUGCUGCCUGGAGCAUUUUCUCAUUUUUUUAAUUAAAACAGUGAACUUUU
Apus apus (common swift) is the source of this 5363-nucleotide messenger RNA. It is a transcript of the gene CEP104, whose product is annotated as centrosomal protein 104. The record is from RefSeq and is a predicted model, not a curated record. Bases 81 to 2927 code for a protein of 948 amino acids. Lineage: Eukaryota; Metazoa; Chordata; Aves; Apodiformes; Apodidae. The transcript is spliced from 22 exons. Gene Ontology annotation, cellular component: cilium.